Molecule: messenger RNA, 555 nt
Organism: Patella vulgata (common limpet)
Lineage: Eukaryota; Metazoa; Mollusca; Gastropoda; Patellidae
Exons: 4
Coding region: 1-555 (184 amino acids)
Source: RefSeq, a predicted model, not a curated record
AUGACAACACGUAACAACGGCGUCACAUUGUUUGGAGCCAGAUGUAUAGGAUGUAAUUUACCGAUCGCCCCAUCAGAACAAGUCAGACUCUGGUUCCAAAAUCAACGUGCUGGUGAGAAAAAGAUCGAGGCUACCUCGAUAUGGUCAGAUGAUAAUGGAGAUGAAAGGGAAAGCCGAGUACCCGGAUUUAAGCAUGGAAGUUCGCCAGCUCCUAUUGUAAACAGAGAGUUUUCCGGAAAUUUUGUUCCUAAAGUUGAAAGAACCAAACGACCGAACACCAAACACGUUAAAUCGCCAGAUGAAAACCAGUCAUCUCAUUGGUCAAUGAGCGAUGAUAUGUGGUCAGCUGACUUCGUACCACCAAAUAUAGAAUUAACACCGGAGGAUAUCAAAGACGGCGAAGUCUGUUCCAGCAGAAAUAUGCGCAAAAGAGUAGCAAAUAACGUAACAUCCGAUGAAAACAAUAUUAAGAGUGUGACAAAUUCUGGGAAAUCUGACAAUAGUGAUAUAAAUUGUUUAACUAGUAAUUUAAGUUGGUUGAAUUGUCCUAAUUAA